Messenger RNA from Penicillium concentricum, 213 nucleotides. RefSeq lists its product as uncharacterized. The transcript is spliced from 2 exons. The coding region runs from base 1 to 213 and encodes 70 amino acids. NCBI's taxonomy places the organism in Eukaryota, Fungi, Ascomycota, Eurotiomycetes, Eurotiales, Aspergillaceae. The record is from RefSeq and is a predicted model, not a curated record.
AUGAACAUGAUUGAUUUGAUUUACAAACUCGCUGCCACUUCCGACCUCCAUCUGUUCAAGCCGAAAGCUGCUGUGAGACCACCCCUCCACGAGAAUAUCUCCCGGUGUAACAAUUCCAUCGCCAUUGAAGAGCAACAGCCCUGCAAUCCUUGUCAAUCUCAGCAAACCUCCGCCCGAGACGUGAUCACUACCAACGAACACCGAGAGCCAUAG